UGAACUCAGCAGCCGGUGUGCUUGAGAUAACGCCAUCCUCUCCUCUGCAGACUAGAACCAACUUAAACCAUUCUUGACGAGCGUUUCACAAGAUUCACAACGAGCUGGAAGAGCAGAAGAAGAAAGAAAUUCAUGCACUUUUGGAACAACUGGAGGAAGACAUAAUUAAAACAGCACUACAUCCAUGGAUGAAAACAAGCCUCCUCGUAUGUAUUUUAUCGGCAAGAAAGAAGAUCUCGUUCAGGCCAAGAGAAUGAAUGUGACUCUAGACGGAAGAGACAUUCUUAUUAUAUAUCAUCAGAGAACUUUCUAUGCAAUGGACCUGCAGUGUUACCAUGCUGGCAGUAGUUUAGAGCCCGGAGAUAUUGAGGAAAUCAACAACAAGCUCUGUAUUGUGUGCCCAAAGCACAAGUAUAAGAUCACUCUGGCUGAAGGUGAGGGGUUAUACAAGGCCAGCAACCCCACAGAAAAAGUUCCCACUCCACGGUGGUAUUCCAAAGGCAUAAAGCAGAGAGUGCACAAAGUGACAGAAGUAGACGAAGACAUCUUUGUGACGUUGUCCAGCUGCCCCGGGUGGAUUGAGUCAGACUAUUAUCAGACUGAGAAGGGCAGGGCAGAACUGAGAAAAGCACAGGAGUCGGAGAAUGGAGAAGCAGACGUGAAUGCAGAUGAAGACGUUUAGUCGGGCGGCAACAGUGAGACGAGAGCUUCAGGGAUCCUAAGGGAACUGCAUAUAUUAAGAUUGAUGAUUUCAGAGUCAGUCGGCAUGAAUAAACCUGCGAUUUGACAUCAUUAAUCAAAUGAUAUGACCCUUUUUUGUGACAGUGCCAGGAUCUUUAUACAUCUCAAUGAUUCACAGUAAUGCCUGUAUUUCAGCUCAAUUUGUUAGGUUUUGCAAAAAUACAAUCCUAAUAUCUGAAAAAAUCUUAAUAAUGUGCAUUCUUAAAAAAAGGAUACAUUUUAGAAAAGAAAAUUAUAUAUAUAUAUCAUUCUUUGUUAAAUGUUCACUUAUUUAUACUAAUGAUUACAUAUAUGUAAUAUAUAAUAUUAUUUAAAGUAGUCACAUUUUACAUUCAUGCAUUUGGCUGAUGCUUUUAUUCAAAGCGACUGAUGUUGCAUUAUUGUUAGUUUUUUUUUUUUUUUAGUGCGCAGUGAGCUCAUAUUAACAUUGAUAUGUCUCCAAUAAUGUUUUCUUUUGCAUUUACUCCAUUAAAUACCAAGUUGAUUCUUGCACAAACAUUUAACUUGGCAUUCAGUUAUUAUUUCAUGGAUGAAAUUUUCUGAAGAGAGACAGUGUCCAUCAAGAGUAAAUGGAAAAGCGGCAGAAAUUAGACAGUUGUGGCAUACAUCAUAUUUAUUUUUCAGAUUAUAUAUCAUUUUGAUUUGUUUGGCUCCUGUGUAUGUGAAAUUGUGUAAUUUUAUGAAAGCAAGAUUAUUAGAUGAAUGAAAAGUUCAAAAGAUGCAUGUAUUUAAAAAAGUUGCAUUAUAAUUGUCUUUACUGCCACAUUUGGUCAAUUUAAUGCAUUCUUGCUGAAUAAAAGUAUUAAUUUCUUUUAAACAAAUGACUGAACCCAAAGUUUUGU
This is a messenger RNA of Carassius gibelio (silver crucian carp), 1583 nucleotides long. It is a transcript of the gene rfesd, whose product is annotated as Rieske (Fe-S) domain containing. Lineage: Eukaryota; Metazoa; Chordata; Actinopteri; Cypriniformes; Cyprinidae. Bases 185 to 682 code for a protein of 165 amino acids. The record is from RefSeq and is a predicted model, not a curated record. Gene Ontology annotation, molecular function: 2 iron, 2 sulfur cluster binding. The transcript has 5 exons.